Messenger RNA from Aspergillus neoniger CBS 115656, 1417 nucleotides. RefSeq names its product slipin family protein. Bases 160 to 1194 code for a protein of 344 amino acids. The transcript is spliced from 4 exons. The record is from RefSeq and is a predicted model, not a curated record. Gene Ontology annotation, cellular component: plasma membrane. Lineage: Eukaryota; Fungi; Ascomycota; Eurotiomycetes; Eurotiales; Aspergillaceae.
CUGCGAACCCUUCCCAGCGCACCCUGUUUAUCUCUCUCGUUGGCUUCAAAUAAUUGCUAUUCCGUUCCCCUACGAGCUUAGGUUACCGUCCUAGUCCGAUUACCGCUACACACUGUACACUACUCUACGACCUGCAAUUUCUCCUACCAGUAACUGAAAAUGUCAGCCGAAAGAAGCGCAGAUGUUAACGGCAAGGCGCCAGUCCAGCAACCUACUAACCCUGCCCGCGCACCUGGUGCGGGUCUGGUUAAUGUGCAACCAGCUCGCUUGGACGAUCUGCAACCCAAGUAUGCGCAGCAAAUCCAGCACGGUGAAGAUAACCCCGAUGCGCACGGAUGGUAUGCUUCAUUCAUUCACGGGCUUGGUGAAUGUCUUGGUUGCCUGGGUGCCAUUCCAUGCUGUUUCUGCUGCCCCAACCCCUUCAAACCAGUCGCGCAGGGUGAAGUCGGCCUGAUCACGAGAUUUGGAAGAUUCGAACGUUCCGUCGAUCCCGGUCUGGUCAAAGUGAACCCACUGAGCGAGCAUCUUACAGCGGUGGAUGUUAAGAUUCAGAUCGUCGAAGUGCCCCGUCAGAGCUGCAUGACCAAGGACAAUGUCAACCUGAACCUCAGUUCCGUGAUCUACUACCAGAUCGUUUCUCCCCACAAAGCCGCAUUUGGUAUUUCCAAUGUCCGUCAGGCACUGGUGGAGCGUACUCAGACUACACUGCGUCAUGUCAUCGGCGCAAGAGUUCUGCAGGACGUUAUUGAACGCCGUGAAGAGAUCGCUCAGUCGACUUCAGAGAUAAUCGAGGACGUUGCUGGUGGAUGGGGUGUCCAGGUUGAGUCCAUGCUCAUCAAAGACAUCAUCUUUAGCGAAGACUUGCAGGACUCUCUUUCUAUGGCUGCGCAGUCGAAGCGUAUCGGUGAAAGUAAGGUUAUUGCUGCUCGUGCUGAGGUCGAGUCGGCCAAAUUGAUGCGUCAGGCCGCUGAUAUCUUGUCUUCUGCACCUGCGAUGCAAAUCCGCUAUCUCGAGGCGAUGCAAGCCAUGGCCAAGACAGCCAACAGCAAAGUCAUCUUUUUGCCGGCAAUGAACCAGACUGUGCAACAACAAAUGGCUGCGGCAGAGAAUGCUGGCGAAGGCCCUAGUCGAUACCAACAGCCUGAUGAUGGAUUCCAGCGUGCAAUGAAUGCGCGCGUGGUCGAAGACAUCUAGGUGCGGUGUGCCACAUGAUUUGAUGGCUUGAUAGCGCUGGAGAGGACCAUUGCCUGGUUUCUGAUGAGAAUAUGCUAAUGACGCUGAACAAUAUCUAUGUAUUUGGAGACACCACAAGGCCGGAUAGCCUUGUGUCUUUCCACUCACUUGUUCCCCAUUUUUGCUUGGGGUCCUAUCUGGCUUUGACGAUACCCACAUUCUUUUGUUACAUGCUUGUGUAUUA